Molecule: messenger RNA, 2127 nt
Organism: Schistosoma turkestanicum
Lineage: Eukaryota; Metazoa; Platyhelminthes; Trematoda; Strigeidida; Schistosomatidae
Source: the annotation of a GenBank genome assembly
AUGUCUAUUCGAGAUGGUGUUUCCAAAUUGAUGUUUACAUUAACAGAACCAAGCAAAUCCUGUUUUAUCUGGUCUUUACUAUUUGCUGGUGGAUUUUUAUUUUCUGGAGAUAAUAGAGGUGUAGUGAGUAUUUGGGAUAUAUCUGUCGGUGGCCAAUUGUAUAGUUUCUCUUGUCAUCAUGCUGAUGUUCUUGCUUUGGCUUCCAAUCCUGAUGGUUCAGUUAUUUUUAGUGGUGGAGCAGAUGCUAUUAUACGGAGAUUCGAGUUCACUGUGUCUGAAACUGGAGAUGGUCAGUGGCAAUGUAGCGGUAUAAUUAGAGGUUCCAGACGUGAUAUUCAUGGGUUAGCAUUCAUUCCAGGCCAUCAUUAUGAUCCUAGUGCAGAUUCUUCUUUCUCAGAUGUCCGUUUUGAACCUCAUCGUCUUGUUGCUGUGGGACAAGAUGCACGUCUACAGGUAAUGUCGUGUGAAUCAAUCGAGAUGGGUGUUGGAGUCCUCGCUUUAGCUGAAAAGACUUUGGCAAUCAAUGUUGGAAGACCUGAAAAUGGACAUAAAGUCAAUAAUGGAUAUGUUGCUGCACUUCCAUUUUGGCCUGCUUCUGUUGCACCCUCGCAUCCAUCACCAGCAUGCUUUGUUACAUUGCCUGUAGGAUCAAUACAUGGUGCUUUUGGUGGUCAGACAGGCGCAUCUCGUCAUUUAUGUCUUCUUCACUAUCCAGACAAACUUUGCUUAGUACGUCUUGGUCAGCCAAUCACAUCUGGCCGCAAGAAGGUUUUUAGAAACUUUUAUUCCAUAAAUCUUGGGCCACUUCAGAUAGUAGAGGUUCAUCCAUCUAAGGGUAUGGAGUUUAUUAAAUCUAGUUUAUCUCCCUGUGGAUCUUUCAUUGCCUAUAGCGACUUCAGACGAACUCGACUGCUGAAAUUAGAUUUGGCAUUUAAAAAUAAACGAAGAAGUUUCUGUGUAUCAAAAGCAAAAGUGAAACCAGUUGAGUGGGGUAGUAACCCACAUGAUUCAAUUUGUGAUUCUACAAAAUCUCGUCAUAAACGAGUACGUUUGGACAGUUGGAGCAAAUCAUCUUCAAAUACAUCAUCUUCAGAGACCGAAACAGAUACAGAUGAAAUUCUACAAGAUGCUGACAUCCUGAAAUAUUUCAUUAUGGAUAAAUCAUUCCAGUCAUCAGGUGGGAAUGAUCAACUUGGAUCAUUUACUAAGGAUUUGUGUGAUUUGUCUGGUAUAGAGCAGAAGAAAUUAAAUACACCAACUAUUCCACCUUCAUGUUUGUUGGCUUUUACUCCUAAAUCAGAAUGCCUGUUAUUGGUAACACAAAAACAUGGAAAAUUUAUGUGUUUAUCUGUGGAGAAUGGCAACAUUUUGUGGGAUCGCGGCAUUGAUGGAGAUAAUGAAUCACACGUUCGAGCUCAUGUAAUGUCUGUUUCAAAUGUUAUUACUGAGUGUGGUUCCUUAAUUGGACUUGGUUGUUCUGAUGCACGUGUACGCUUAUAUGAUUCAUCAACUGGUUCUACUUUGUUCACGUGUUCCUGUAUAGACUCAGUCAGUGGUCAUUCACCUUUGCCAGUAGCAAUCGCAUUCUCGAAUAUUAUCAGUGAACAGUCAUCUACCGAAUUAUCCAAACACAGGUUUUCAGUAUUGUACACAAAUAGUCAGUUAAGAGAAUGGAAGAUAACUAUAAAACACUCAAAUAAUGUAGACAAUUCUGGUGAGUCAGAUCAUACAGUGAUUCCUGUAGUCCCGACAAAAUGUAUCAUCAGUGUUAAACUAAAUAAAUGGCUUGUUAAAUUUUGGCGUACAAUGGGUGAUGAAAUUUCACGUAGUUUAGGAGUGUUCCAUAGUCUAGAUUAUAUUGGACCGAAAAGUUGGCUGUUAGCUUCGAAUCGAUUUUUAGUUAUUUUAACUCCUCAUAAGAAUUAUGAACUUGGGAUGAUCAAGAAAAUCCUUACGUACAAGAAGACUGUUGAUGACGACUACUGCUUAUAUAUUUGCGAAAACAUCAAAAACAUAAUCCAAACCAAGGUUCUAUCAGAAUCAGAAAUCGCAGUUGUUGCUAUUAAUUCUGGCAAUAUCACUUCUCAGCUGGCUCCACCAUUGCAAAGGAAAUUGUACGGAACAUAA